AACAACGUCGAUCGAGAUCUACAAUAUGCAAUAAGAGUUGAGGGUAAGAUGGAUUUGGAAGCAGUCUCUAAUUAUGAUGAGGUGAAGAAUGAAAUAAUGGGAAAGCUUAUCAGGUUGAAAGAUGAACCUAUCCGUGAAGAAUGUCCUCUCAUUUAUCAUUUAGAUGUAGCUGCUAUGUAUCCAAAUAUUAUUUUGACAAACAGGCUUCAGCCACCAUCAAUAGUCACAGAUGAGGUAUGCACUGCAUGUGAUUUCAAUCGUCCAGGCAAGACCUGUCUCCGGAAACUUGAAUGGGUUUGGCGUGGAGAGAUAUUCAUGGCUAAGAAAAGUGACUAUUACCACUUGAAGAAACAAAUUGAGUCUGAAUUUGUUGAUGGGACUGAUGGACAGUUGCCAAAAUCUUUUCUUGACCUUCCAAAACCAGAGCAACAGUCCAGGCUCAAAGAUCGUUUAAAGAAAUACUGUCAGAAGGUCUACAAGAGAGUAAUUGACAAGCCAGUCACUGAAGUACGAGAAGCGGGGAUCUGCAUGCGUGAAAACCCAUUUUAUGUUGACACUGUUCGCAGCUUUCGAGAUAGAAGAUAUGAAUACAAAGGACUUAAUAAGGUUUGGAAGGGAAAGUUGUCUGAAGCCAAGGCCAGUGGAAAUCCUAUGAAGAUCCAGGAAGCACAAGAUAUGGUUGUGCUUUAUGAUUCUUUGCAACUGGCUCAUAAGUGUAUACUUAACUCCUUCUAUGGAUAUGUCAUGCGCAAGGGUGCAAGAUGGUACUCAAUGGAAAUGGCUGGAGUUGUUACCUAUACUGGUGCCAAAAUAAUUCAAAAUGCUCGUUUGCUUGUUGAAAAAAUUGGAAAACCACUUGAAUUGGACACUGAUGGUAUCUGGUGUGCCCUCCCUGGAUCUUUUCCAGAAAACUUUACUUUCAAAACAAAAGACAUGAAGAAGAAGCUGACAAUCUCCUAUCCUUGUGUUAUGCUCAAUGUUGAUGUAGCAAGAAAUAAUACAAAUGAUCAAUACCAGACACUCAUAGAUCCUGUCAAUAAAAUUUAUGCAACUCAUAGUGAAUGCUCAAUUGAGUUUGAAGUUGAUGGACCAUACAAGGCAAUGAUUCUUCCAGCUUCUAAGGAAGAAGGAAUUUUAAUUAAGAAGCGAUAUGCUGUUUUUAAUGAUGAUGGAACGCUUGCAGAACUUAAAGGUUUUGAGAUAAAACGCAGAGGUGAAUUAAAACUCAUUAAAGUUUUCCAGGCUGAAGUUUUUGAUAAGUUUCUUCAUGGAACAACCUUAGAAGAAUGCUACUCAGCAGUUGCUGCUGUUGCAAAUCGCUGGCUUGAUCUUCUUGAUAACCAAGGGAAGGAUAUUGCGGAUAGUGAGUUAUUGGAUUACAUAUCUGAAUCCAGCACAAUGAGCAAGUCUUUAUCUGAUUAUGGUGAACAGAAGUCUUGUGCAGUGACCACUGCAAGACGUCUUGCUGAUUUUCUUGGUGAUGCAAUGGUUAAAGAUAAAGGACUACGCUGUCAGUAUAUAGUGGCAUGUGAACCAAAGGGUACCCCUGUUAGUGAGCGUGCUAUUCCUGUUCCAAUUUUUGAAACUGAUGCAGAAUUAAUGAAGUUCUAUCUGCGGAAAUGGUGCAGAACCUCUUUAGAUGUCAGCAUUCGUUCCAUUGUUGACUGGUCAUAUUACAAGCAACGGCUUAGUUCAGCAAUUCAGAAAAUUAUCACUAUUCCAGCUGCAAUGCAAAAGGUUGGUAAUCCUGUCCCUCGAGUGGUUCAUCCUGAAUGGCUGCAUAAAAAGGUUCGUGAGAAGGAAGACAAAUUUCGUCAGUGGAAGUUAGUUGAUAUCUUUAACUCAUCAGUCAGAGAUAAUUUGUUGAAGAAGACUACUAUUGAUAUUACAACCAAUAUUGUUGAUGAUCUAGAAGACUUCCAAAACAAAAGCAGAAAUUCUAAGGCAGGGCCUAGACCUAUAGUCCGUUGUUAUGAAGUUAGUAAUGAUCAAGAUUCGGGUAAGACAACUGACCAAGCCUGCUGUUUACAAGCUCAAGCUGAUCAUAGAGGAAAUGCCCACCAAGAGUCUUCACCAUUGCAACAAAAUGUUCUUUCCACUGAGAAUGUUGACAGAAAUGUUGAUUACCAAGGAUGGCUUGAAAUCAAGAAAAGAAAAUGGAAAGAAACUCUAGAAAUGAGAAAGAGGCAAAGGUUUAACAAUCUAAGGACUUCCAAUCUUUCUAGUCAACAUUCUGAGCCACUGGGAGAUGUGAACCAUAGAGGUACCCGGGGAAGGACUGGUGUUGGUUCAUAUUUUAGGAAUCAUGAAGUUUCUCUUACAAGUUCCCAUUGGCAGAUAAUACAGCUAAUUCCAAGUUCACAGAAUGGCCAAUUUUUUGCUUGGAUUGUUGCUGAAGGAAUUAUGUUUAAAAUUCCUAUAACUGUUCCAAGAGUUUUUUACCUUAACUCUAAAGGACCUAUAUCAGAAGAUUUUCCUGGAAGGCGAGUAAACAAGACUCUUCCGCAUGGAAAGCGGAGCUAUAAUCUAAUUGAGGUUAUAAUUGAUGAAGAUCAAUUUAAGAAAGAGGGGAAAAAACUUGCUGCUCUCCUUGCAGAUCCUGAAAUAGAGGGAAUAUAUGAAAUGAAGGUUCCAUUGCAUUUCGAUGCUAUUCUUCAGAUUGGUUGUGUUUGUAAAGUGGACAAAACAGCUAUAAAACGAAAUGCACAAGACGGAUGGAGUUUGAGUGAAUUACAAAUGAAAACAACAACAGAAUGUUCUUAUCUAGAGCAGUCAAUCUCAUUCUUUUACUUAUAUCACAGUAUUUGUGAGGGGCGGGCUAUAUAUGCUGGUUACUUUUCUUCGUCAAGAAAACUGUCUCUGGUGGUAGUGAAUCCUCAUCAUGAAAAUGAAAUUAUAUCUCCUAACAUCCUUGAGAAAUAUUUCCGUGAAGCAUGCCAAGCCUUGUCUUGUGAACUGCCUCCUCGAAAUGGAAUUGUUUGCAAGGUGCACUAUGUGGACUAUGUCAAGGAUGCUGAAAAAAUUUUACAAAGAGCUAUAAGUGAUCACAGAUCUGAACAUAAUGGACCUACAGUGGCUGUCAUUGAAUGCCCAAACAUUCAUCUGAUCAAGUCAGGUAUAAGAGUUCUUGAGGAUUUCCCAUGUGUGAGCAUACCUUCCAAUGCUCGUGAUAAUGAUUAUCAGUUGCUUGUGUGGCAACAAACAGCAACAAAAAUUGGAAUGCAGCGGUGUGCUGCAUCAUCUCAAUGGUUGAAUGAGAGGAUAUCUCUUGCGAGAUAUGCACAUGUACCUUUGGGGAACUUUGAAGUUGACUGGCUAUUGUUCAUAGCAGAUGUCUUCUUUUCUAGAGCAUUACAUGAUCAACAACAGGUACUUUGGGUAUCUGAUGAUGGUGUUCCUGACCUAGGAGGCACCAGUGAAGAAGAUUCAUGUUUUGCUGAUGAGGUCCAUCAGCCUGUAAUUACAUACCCUGGAGCAUAUAGACGAGUUUCAGUGGAGCUAAAGAUUCAUCACCUAGCUGUGGAUGCUCUUCUCAAAUGCAACCAAGUAAAUGAAAUAGAAGGGGGAGCUUUGUUAGGAUUUGAGCGGGACAUGAUGUCUGAAGGAAAUGAGCUGUGUGGCUUUGAUGAAGCUACCUCAUUUGCACCUGCAUUUCGUGUCCUCAAACAACUGAUGCAGAGGUGCCUUGCAGAUGCGGUAACCUCAGGAAAUGUAUUUGCUGAUGCGGUACUGCAGCAUCUUUAUAGAUGGCUUUGCAGCCCUCAGUCAAAACUUCAUGAUCCAGCUCUUCACCGUAUGCUUCAGAAGAUCAUGCAAAAAGUUUUUGCAUUACUUUUGGCUGAAUUGCGUAAGUUGGGAGCCACAAUUAUAUUUGCAGACUUCUCUAAGGUUAUUGUCGAUACUGGAAAAUAUGAUAUAUCAGCAGCCAAAGCUUAUUGUGAUAGCUUACUCAAAGCUCUGCAGAGUAGAGAACUAUUUGAAUGGAUUGAGCUCGAACCAAUGCACUUCUGGCAUUCCUUGCUAUUCAUGGAUCAGUAUAACUAUGGUGGAAUCCUAGCUGGAGCUGAUGAAAAUUCAAAUAAAUCAGAAGUUGACAUUGUUUCAAACUGGAUUAUCGCCCAGCAUUUACCAGAGAAAAUUCAGGACCAUUUCGUUUUAAUUGUGUCUGAGUUUUUGCAUAUUCCCUGGAAAUAUGCACAAGAGCUUGCUGUAAACAGAAAAUCUUCGGGAGAUGGCAAUAAAUGUACUCCAUCAGUAACUGUUACAACAGCAGAGACUAUUGAAGCUCAGCUUCUGAAAUAUCUCAAAGAGCAGAUAAGCUCCUACUUCAUGGAGAAACUUUUGGGAAUUGUUCGUGAUAUUGUUCUUCAUAUGAAGAGAACAAACAAUUCUGAAAAUGAUCAGCAAAGCUCGCAUGGAAAUUCUCCACCUGUCAUUAAUGUCCACAUGGGAGAUACUGCUCUGGAGUUCAUUAAGCACAUAUGUGCUGUACUGGCCCUUGACCAUAAUGUUCAGCACAACGUUCUGGUGCUAAGAAGGAAUCUUUUGAAAUAUGUACGUGUAAGGGAAUUUGCUCCAGAAGCUGAAUUUCAUGGUCCAUACCCAUCAUUCAUUUUACCCAAUGUGAUUUGCAGCUACUGCAAUGACUGCAGGGACCUGGACUUAUGCCGUGAUUCAGCUUUAUUAGCUGAGGAAUGGUGCUGUUCUGUGCCACAGUGUGGCCAGCCCUAUGACCGUGAGAUAUUGGAGAAUGCUCUUCUUCAAGUUGUUAGACAAAGAGAACGUCUCUACCAUCUACAGGAUCUGGUGUGCUGCAGGUGCAACCAGGUGAAAGCUGCACAUUUAGCAGAACAGUGUGCAUGUGCUGGCUCAUUUAGGUGUAAAGAAGAUGCAUCUGAAUUCCGCAGCAAGAUGCAGGUGUUCUUGAAAAUAGCCAUCCAGAAAAAGUUUGAACUUCUCAGGGAUAUUACCUCAUGGAUUUUAGAAGUUCAAUAGCAGCCAGACCUGAUUAAGUAUCAAGCUUGUAAUAAUUGCACUCCAUUACACUGUCUAGGGACAAGCUCUGACAAGAGUGAGAUACGCAACUGGGAAGGGUAGAGUUUACCUUUGCUCUUCCUCUGUAUUGGUUCAAAUGAGUUACCAUGAUCUGCACUAAUUAAAAUGUGCCAAGGUGCUGGAAGUCUGAAAAUCUAGACUGCAAGUAGGCAAAUGUGAAGGAAUUUGAGGCUCUCAUCAUUUAUGUGGAUUCUUGAGUAGCAUUGAGUUUUUCGAAGGCGAGAAUGGAUAGGAAGCAUUUUUAUGGUGAGAAUACAAGGGCAAAUCAUUCAUUUCAUGUCAAGUUCAACUCAGUUUAGAAGCAUAUGAUUCAAGAGCUUGGGAAACUCUACUUCGUCCUUCCAUCUCUUAUAUUACAUGACACUGUUGAUCGGGAUGGAGAAGCUUUUCAUUUUUUUUUUUUUAAUGUAUAUGGAAAGUGAAAAUGUAAAUAUAUGUAUAUUCCUAGUUGCUAUAUUCAGAUGUGUUAUGGCAUUACAUAUUUAUCAACACCAGCAUUGAACGGGUGAUUCAUGUUUUGUCCCGGUGUCCUACUCUGCUUUUUAUUUCAUCUAUUAUAUAGAUUAUGGCUGCCGAAAUAUCGUAGGGGAGUUACAGUUAUCA
Molecule: messenger RNA, 5658 nt
Organism: Rubroshorea leprosula
Lineage: Eukaryota; Viridiplantae; Streptophyta; Magnoliopsida; Malvales; Dipterocarpaceae
Source: the annotation of a GenBank genome assembly